Messenger RNA from Panicum hallii, 1111 nucleotides. RefSeq names its product phosphopantetheine adenylyltransferase 2-like. Gene Ontology annotation, biological process: coenzyme A biosynthetic process. Gene Ontology annotation, molecular function: dephospho-CoA kinase activity; pantetheine-phosphate adenylyltransferase activity. NCBI's taxonomy places the organism in Eukaryota, Viridiplantae, Streptophyta, Magnoliopsida, Poales, Poaceae. The record is from RefSeq and is a predicted model, not a curated record.
UGCAGAAGGGAUCCCUUGUUCGAUUCGAUCGCGGCCGCUGCAGCUGCGGCGCGGCCAGGUGCCGAUCGAGGCGAUGGCCAGGUCAAAACCAAGGCGACCGUAGGGCGGCGCGGCAAUAUAAGCGGCAGCCGCGACGCCACACGCGCGAGGCACGAGCCAACCACCCCUCCGGUUUGUUUGUUGCGCGCGCUGCAGCGUCGAGGCCCGAGGCGUGCGCAAGCCAUGGCCAUGGAGGAAGGAUCAAGAGGAGGAGGAGAGGAAGAAACUGUUGCCGUGGGCACGGUGGCUGAUGCUGCUGCCGCUGCGGACGCCGUUGUCGUCCUGGGGCCAAACGACGACGACGGGAAGGAGGCGGUCGAGGGGAGAAGGCCGGCGCCGGCAGCCACUGCCGCCUACGCGGCCGUCGUGAUCGGGGGCACCUUUGACCGGCUGCACCAGGGCCACCAUCUCUUCUUGAAGGCGGCGGCGGAGCUGGCGAGGGAGAGGAUCGUGAUCGGCGUCUGCGACGGCCCGAUGCUCGCCAAGAAACAGUAUGCCUACCUGAUACAGCCAAUCGAGAAGCGGAUGGAAAAUGUCAAGGAUUAUAUUAAGUCUAUCAAGCCUGAUCUUGAGGUUCACGUAGAGCCAAUAGUGGACCCUUACGGCCCCUCCAUUGUUGACGAAGGUCUUGAGGCCAUCAUUGUCAGCAAGGAGACAUUGCCGGGAGGCCUCGCUGUCAACAGGAAGAGGGCAGAGAGAGGCCUCACACAACUGCAGAUUGAAGUAGUAGAACUGGUGCCAGAGGAAGCUACGGGGAACAAGAUCAGCUCAACAGCUUUCAGAAAGUUGGAAGCUGAGAGAGAAUUACAGCACCCAAGAGACACAGCAGCAAACAGCAGCCCAACUGGAGUGCAGAACGUAGCCGUUCAGUUAUUUUAGUAUUUUCAAGUUCACUGAGCAGAAUAACGCACUACACCAAUUGUGAAUUGUAUUUUUCACUUUUUUAUGAAGAGCUGAGCUACACUCAUCCAGGUAUAGCAGAAUGCCCACCUAGUAAAGGACUGUAACGAGCAAAUUUAGGCAAAAACAACAAAACUUAUGAUGAAAGAAGCACAAGACAAGGAUGACAAAA